CCAGAGUUUAAGGGCUCAGCAGAUCCGGUUGCAGCCCAAACAUGGCUAAAAGAAAUGGAAAAGUGUUUUGCAUUAGUUCCAGCAAGUGAGGAUCAGAAAACAAAGUAUGCUAGUCAUUACUUAAAGAAUGAGGCAACGUAUUGGUGGGAAUCUGAAUUGUUUUUAGAAAAGUAUUUUCCUAGGUUUCUUCAAGAUCAAAUGGAGUUGAACUUUUUAGAGUUGAAACAAGGAAAUAUGUCUGUGGUUGAAUAUGAGAAUAAGUUUGCGGAAUUGGCUAGGUUUGUGCCAACGUAUGUAGAGACCGAUAGGCAGAAAGCAAAAAGGUUCCAACAAGGUCUGAAGCCUUGGAUUAGGAGCAAGUUAGCUAUUUUGCAAUUGGAGACGUAUGCGGCAGUGCCAAUAUCCAAAGCCCCGUAUAGGAUGGCACCAGUAGAGAUGAAAGAAUUGGCAAAACAAUUACAAGAGUUAUUGGAAAAAGGAGUGAUUAGGCCGAGUGUAUCCCCAUGGGGAGCACCAGUGUUGUUUGUAAAGAAGAAAGAUGGAAGUAUGAGGUUAUGCAUAGAUUACAGAGAGCUUAAUAAGCUUACUAUCAAGAAUAGAUAUCCUUUGCCCCGUAUUGACGACUUGUUUGACCAGUUGAAAGGAGCAGAGUAUUUUUCUAAGAUUGACCUUAGGUCAGGAUACCAUCAGCUCAAAAUCAAAUCUGAGGAUAUACCUAAGACAGCUUUUAGAACAAGGUACGGUCAUUAUGAAUUUUUAGUGAUGGCUUUUGGAUUAACGAAUGCACCAGCAGCUUUUAUGGAUUUAAUGAAUAGAGUCUUUAAGAAGUAUUUGGACAAGUUUGUGAUUGUUUUUAUAGAUGAUAUUCUGAUAUAUUCUAAGACAGCUGAGGAGCAUGCGGAACAUUUAAGAACAGCCUUGGAGAUACUAAGAAAGGAGAAGUUGUAUGCAAAGUUUUCUAAAUGUGAAUUUUGGUUACAAGAAGUUCAAUUUCUAGGACACAUAGUGAGUCGGGAAGGAAUCAAGGUAGAUCCAGCAAAGAUUGAAGCUAUAAUGAAUUGGGAAAGACCAAAGACCCCCACAGAGAUCAGGAGUUUCUUGGGGUUAGCAGGUUAUUAUAGAAGGUUUGUACAGGAUUUCUCAAGAAUUGCAACCCCACUGACCAAGUUAACUAGAAAGAAUGAAAAGUUCAUAUGGAAUGAGAAGUGUGAGGAAAGUUUUCAGGAGUUGAAGAAGAGAUUAGUGUCAGCACCAGUAUUGUCUCUUCCAGAUGAUCAAGGGAAUUUUGUGAUUUAUAGUGAUGCUUCUUAUAAAGGAUUAGGAUGUGUAUUGAUGCAACAUGAUAAAGUUAUUGCGUAUGCGUCUAGACAACUUAAACCUCAUGAACAAAAGUACCCCACUCAUGACCUGGAGUUAGCAGCUAUUGUAUUUGCAUUAAAAAUAUGGAGACACUAUCUGUAUGGAGAAAGAUGUGAGAUUUAUACAGAUCAUAAGAGUUUGAAGUACAUCUUUACCCAGAAGGAGCUUAACAUGAGACAAAGGAGAUGGCUAGAGUUGAUUAAGGAUUAUGAUUGUACGAUUAAGUAUCAACCAGGAAAAGCCAAUGUUGUAGCGGAUGCUUUAAGUAGAAAGGAGAGGUUAAACGUAUUGACUGUGCCAGAGGAAUUAUACAAGGAGUUCCAAAAAUUGGAAAUCGAGGUAAGAAUUCAUGAACCAUCAAGGAUAGCAAUAUAUACCAUGACCUUCCAACCAGAGCUAUUAGAAAAGAUUAAGAGGUGUCAGGAAGAAGUAAUGGAUCAGGAUGUAAACAAUUAUCACGCAAGUAUUGGGAUGCCUCCUUAUGAAGCUCUUUACGGACGUAAAUGUCGAUCGCCAGUAUAUUGGGAUGAAGUCGGAGAACGCAAAGUAUUGGGACCAGAAUUAGUACAACAAACAAAGGAAGUCGUCGAAAUUAUUCAGAAACGACUAAUUGCAGCACAAAGUCGUCAACGAAAUUAUGCAGAUCAAUUCCGGAAGAACGAAGAAUUUGAAGACGGAGAAGAAGUGUUACUGAAGGUAUCACCAUGGAAAGGGCUAUCCAGAUUCGGAAAGAAAGGCAAGCUAAGUCCCCGAUAUGUCGGGCCAUUUGAAAUCUUGAGGCGUGUAGGCAAAGUAGCAUAUGAAUUGGCGUUACCCCCACAAAUGGAGCACAUUCAUAACGUCUUUCAUGUAUCGAUGCUUAAGAAGUAUAAUCCAGAUUCGAAACAUGUGAUAGAAUAUGAGCCGAUAGAACUCGAGGCAGAUUUAUCAUAUGUAGAAAGGCCAGUGGAAAUCCUAGAUAGAAGAGAGAAGGUGUUAAGAAACAAAGUAGUUAAUUUAGUAAGAGUAUUGUGGAGAAACCCGAAGGUUGAAGAGUCAACCUGGGAAUUAGAAAGUGAUAUGCGUGAAAAGGGAAGGUCAGGGAGGGAAGAAACAGUGAGGGUUAGAGAAAGGAAAGGAGAAACAGGAAUGGUGCGUGCGAGUGAGAGGAGGGAGGCGAGGGAGCCACCAUCGACUGCGACGACGGGGUUCUCGCGGAGGAAGAAAGUGCUGAAAGAGGGGGCAAUACAGCAGACGAGGGAGAUGAGUUGUGUGUUGUGA
Daucus carota subsp. sativus is the source of this 2619-nucleotide messenger RNA. RefSeq lists its product as uncharacterized. The record is from RefSeq and is a predicted model, not a curated record. NCBI's taxonomy places the organism in Eukaryota, Viridiplantae, Streptophyta, Magnoliopsida, Apiales, Apiaceae. The annotation marks the transcript as partial. The transcript is spliced from 5 exons.